GCGACUGAGGAUGACUGGUGAGUGAGUGUAGUGGCGACCAUUGUGGUGCUGACGGCGUAGUUUGCCCCUUCAUCCUGCCUUCCUGUCUCCUCAGUCGUCAUACAACUGCACCACACAACACACAACUUUCACUGGUUAACAACAUACUACCAAGGAUUAUGGCUGCCAGAGGGCCAGGCUACCCCACUCCCUUAUUAGCCAUGAAGGAGGGUGCCAGGGAGGCACUAGUGUGGGUGCCCUGCAUCAGAACCAACACUGGCAAGCCAGACUACCUGGCCACUGUGGACGUUGACCCUCGCUCACCUGACUACUGCAAGGUGAUUCAUCGAUUGUACUUACCAUAUCUUGACGAUGAAAUUCAUCACUCCGGCUACAACACAUGUUCUUCAUGCUAUGAUGAUCCAAGCUGUGUACGUAACAAGUUGAUCCUGCCGGCUCUUGGGUCAUCAAGAGUUUAUGUUGUAGACAUUACUGACCAACGUAAACCCAAACUCUUCAAGGUGAUAGAGCCGGAGGUGCUGAAGAGUGCGGGUGUCAGCCAUCCCCACACCUCUCACUGCUUGCCUAACGGCAAGGUCAUGAUAUCUACCAUGGGUGACGCACAGGGCAAAGCCAAAGGUUCUUUCAUUACUUUUGACUCUGUCACCUUUGAACAUACAGGCCCGUGGACAAGGAUGGACUCAGAGUUUGGGUACGACUACUGGUACCAGCCAGCACGUGAUGUUCUUAUCUCCAGUGAGUGGGGCUGUCCCACCGCUUACUUCAAAGGAUUUAACCCCAAGGAUGUCGAGUCUGGAAAGUAUGGUACCCACCUGAACGUGUACUCGUGGUCUGAUCAACGUCUUCUGCAGCGCAUUGACCUGGGCAUCGAGGGCAUCAUGCCCCUGGAAAUUCGUUUUCUUCACAAUCCCCUUGACUCAGGCUUUGUGGGUUGUGCCUUAUAUGCUAAUGUAUUUAGAUUUUACCAAAAGGAUGAUGGAAGUUAUGCAGCCGAGAAGGUGAUCAGUAUUCCACCCAAGAAGGUUGAGGGAUGGACUUUGUCUGAGAUGCCAGGCGUUAUGACCGACAUCCUGAUAUCCUUGGAUGACCGGUUCCUAUACUUCAGCAACUGGGCCCAUGGAGAUGUUCGCCAGUAUGACAUCAGUGAUCCCGAACAUCCUAAGAUGGUGGGACAAAUUUUCUUGGGCGGCUCUAUUGUUAAGGGCGGCCCUGUGAAGGUCAUCCAUGAUACAGAACUGACUGAGCAGCCAGAUCCUGUGUAUGUUAAAGGCAAGAUGCUUGAAGGAAGUCCUCAGAUGAUACAGUUAUCACUGGAUGGCAAACGUCUCUAUGUAACGGAUUCACUGUUUUCUCCUUGGGACAAGCAGUUCUAUCCUAUGGUAGCUAAAAAUGGAUCUGUCAUGCUGCAGAUUGAUGUUAACACAGAAACGGGCGGCCUCACUCUCAACCACAACUUCCUGGUGGACUUUGGAAAAGAACCUGAUGGGCCGGCACUAGCUCAUGAGAUCAGGUACCCAGGUGGUGACUGCUCAUCAGAUAUAUGGCUACCAGUGGGCUACACUGAGUGUCAUCACAAUAACCAAGCCAAAAACGAAGUCACCCCACCUGCCAAGAUAUGAAUGACUAGUGUGAUAUAACUAGUCUCUCCUGCUACACACAGGUCCUCUAUAGUAACUAUACAGGUCCUCUAUAUACCUAUACAGGUCCAGUAUAGUAAAUAUACAGGUCGUCUAUAUACUUAUACAGGUCCAGUAUAGUAACUAUACAGGUCCAGUAUAGUAACUAUACAGGUCCACUAUAGUAACUACACUGUACAUGUAACAGAUCAUUGUACUUUAAUAAUGUUAACCUUAGUCAUUGUGGUAGUCUACAAGCCUCCGGAUGCAACAUCCCAGCAAUUCCAGGAACAGCUGUUAAAAAUUGACCACUGUCUGGAAAAUCUUCCAGCUCCUGCACCCAACAUCUUGCUCCUGGGGGAUUUCAACUUAAGGCACCUAAAAUGGAGGAAUAUAGCAAAUAAUAUUGUUGCAGAAAUAACACCAGGAGGCAGCUCUGAUGAAAACUCACACUCACA
Molecule: messenger RNA, 2074 nt
Organism: Cherax quadricarinatus
Lineage: Eukaryota; Metazoa; Arthropoda; Malacostraca; Decapoda; Parastacidae
Source: RefSeq, a predicted model, not a curated record